This is a messenger RNA of Parnassius mnemosyne (clouded apollo), 243 nucleotides long. The record is from the annotation of a GenBank genome assembly. NCBI's taxonomy places the organism in Eukaryota, Metazoa, Arthropoda, Insecta, Lepidoptera, Papilionidae.
AUGUUCGCCGUGAUGCAAAUCGACGAGGAUCAUACACGGGAUUUCAGGCGUAAACUGCGCCCCAAGUGUGAAUUCGUCUGCAAGUACUGCCAGCGCAGAUUCACCAAGUCCUACAACUUGAUGAUACACGAGCGCACCCACAAGAGCCCGGAGCUGACCUUCAGCUGCGAGGUCUGUGGGAAAAGUUUCAAGCGGCAGGAUAACUUGCGUCAACACAGAUGUAGUCAAUGCUUGUGGCGGUGA